UUGGGGCAGGUCCCAGUCCAUCACAGGGCCAUAACCUCCUGGGACAAAAAACAUCAGAACCGUCACAAUUUCUCUGGAAAACCUGUGGAUUUUCAUUUUUCAUCAAAUUACCACAAAGACAUACAUCCCAAGAGGACAAAACCUGAAGAAAACAUUCACCACGUAUCUGGGAUAUUUGUUUCACGACUUCUAUCAUUACAUUUAAUCUGGAACCUGGAACUCAGUUGGGUACAGCACCUGGAACUAAGCCUCCAGUAUGGAGAUAACUAAUAUGGAUGCCAACUAAAUGCCAGUUCGACAAUUAUCUGCAGCAAUGGCUGGGGAAUGGUAGACUCUAUGAUGCCUUUGGGAUUGUACCCCUAAGAGUGUCCAAGGUUGACAGCCAAAGACUGUAUCAGGGUGCUUGUCACCGGGCAGCUGGUCAAACUCUCCUUUGUUCCAUAUCCCAGGGGCCCCUACUCACCUGCCUCACCCCCACCACCACUGCCCUCCCAUCGCCUCUUUCUCCGUAUUGUUCACCAGCAACCAUAGGAGCUGAAUGGCACCGCAAACAGACUCUGGCUGCUUGUUCAGUCUCUCGAACCAUCCACGAUGGCAACCAGAACACCCCUCCAGAGGGGCGCACAGGUCAUGGAGGCACCAAACCAAACGCUACAGAUCUGGCAGAUCAAAAGUGGAGGGAACCGCCAACACAAACGACACCUAUCCGGCUAACACGGUCAUCCGGCGCCACAGCUCAUGGGGCUCCUGGCUGCUGGUGCCACUGAUGAUGGUCUGCUACCUGCCCUGUGAGGCCUGGGGCUCCACGUUCAAGAUUGCACUGGUGGGGCCGUGGACGUGCGACCCCAUGUACUCCAAGGCCCUGCCCGACCUGGCCGCCCGCCUAGCCAUGAGCCGCAUCAACAAGAAUCCCCAUCUGAGCAAGGGCUACUGGUACGACUAUGCGCUGGUCAACGAGGACUGCCAGACCUCGCGGGCGCUGGCUCGAUUCGCCGAGCUGGAGGGCUACGGUGCGGCCUUCCUGGGCCCGGCCAACCCUGGCUACUGCUCGUCUGCCGCAUUGCUAGCCAAAAACUGGGACAAGGGCAUCCUGUCGUGGGGCUGCCUGAAGCCGGACAUGAACGACGGCAUGUUCCCCAGCUUCCUGCGACCCAUGCCACUGCCGUCGCGUGUGCUCUUCUCCGUGCUGCGCUUCUUCAAGUGGGCGCACGUCAGCAUCAUCGCCGAGGAGGCGGAUCUCUGGGAGGCGACCGGGUACGAGCUGGCAUCGUCGCUGCGCGCCCUCGGCCUGCCAGUCGGCACGGUGUCCAUCAUGGAGCUGGACGAGGAGGGCCCGCGAAGAGCACUGAGUAAGAUCCGCGACUCCGAUCACUCCAAAGUGAUCAUCAUGUGCAUGCACUCAGUACUGAUCGGUGGGGAUGCUCAGUACAAGCUGCUGACCACAGCCCUGGACAUGAGGAUGAUUGAACGAGGCUACAUUUUCAUCCCUUACGACACCCUGCUCUACUCUCUGCCGUAUAAGAAUGCAGAGUACCCUAUACUCGUCAACGACAACAAGCUACGGCGCGCCUAUGACGGAGUACUCACCGUGACCAUCGACCAGGGAGAGAACUCAUUCUUUGAGGCAUUCAAAGAGGCCCAGGAGAAAUUCGAGAUCCGGACAAGCACCCCACCUGAACAGGUUUCUCCGUUCUUCGGCACCAUCUACAACAUGCUGUACUACACCGCCAUGGCGGUGGAGCAGCAGCGGGCGGCCACUGGACGCUGGGUAUCGGGCACUACGCUGCCCGAGGGCGAGGGCGGUUUCGAAUUUGACGGCUUCAACCAGCCAGUGUACAGUGACACGGAAGGCGAGGGCAUGCAGGUGAAGUAUGUGGUGCUGGACAGCACUGGCCUUGGCGGCAAGCUCCACUCCACACACAUCCUGGAGGCUGCGCACACCGUCGGCAGGUUCGGUGGCCUCAAGUACCUGGGCCGCUCCAUCCACUUUGCCGGCUCCACCCCGAGCAGCGACUCCAACUGCUGGUUCAGUCCCUACAUUGCCUGCACAGGAGGCAUCAGUGGAGCAGCACUUUUCUUCUUGUUCCUUUUCCUGGUUGCCGUCGGUGGAGCAGCCUAUAUCUUUAUCAAGAGAGGGAGUCUGUUAGGCUUCAGUUUUGGUGGUGGUGGUGGAGGAAAGAUAGUUCUCAACCUCGAUGACCUGGUCUUCAUUAACACACAGCUCAGCCGAAGGAAACUGAAUGAGGACAGUCAGCUGGACGUGAAGACGCCUCGGCACUCUGUGUCCGGUCGAAGCUACAUCACCUCCACUCCGAACAGCUCCAAUGUGGCUGUCUUUGAGGGUGACUGGGUGUGGUUGAAAAAGUGUCCAAAUGCGGAAUCAGUGUCUUCUGUUAGUGAUUCCACUCAGACAAUGUUUAUAAAGUAUCGAGACAUGAGGCAUGAGAAUUUGAAUCUAUUCCUUGGGCUCUUCUUCGAUUCUGGGAUCUUUGGCAUUGUCACAGAGCACUGUACCAGGGGAAGCCUAGAAGACCUCAUCAACAGCGAGGAGAUGCGCCUGGACUGGAUGUUCAAGUCCUCGUUACUGUUGGACCUAAUCAGGGGGAUGAAGUAUCUGCACAACAGGGGCAUUCUCCACGGGCGUCUGAAGUCUCGGAACUGUGUAGUGGACGGGCGCUUUGUGCUUAAAGUCACGGACUACGGCUUCGGAGAGAUCCUCAAAAGCCAAGGCAUCCCGCUGGAUGAAGAAGCACCAGAGGAUCAAUUGUGGACUGCACCAGAGAUUCUGCGAGACCCAAGCUUGCAAUUUGGCACUUUCCCGGGAGAUGUUUAUGGCUUUGCCAUCAUCAUGCAGGAGGUGAUCUCACGCUGCGCCCCUUUCUGCAUGCUCGACAUGCCUCCCAAAGAAAUUAUCAGCAAAGUGAAGUCCCCCCCUCCGCUUUGUCGGCCUGAGGUGUCCCUGGACGAGGCCCCUCUGGAGAUCAUCCAGAUUAUGAAACAGUGCUGGAGUGAGGAGCCAGAGAAGAGGCUGACAUUUGAGGAGAUCUUUCGGCAGUUUAAGAGCGUGAGCAAAGGGAAGAAGACCAACAUCAUCGACUCCAUGCUGCGCAUGUUGGAGCAGUACUCCUCUAACCUGGAAGACCUGAUCCGAGAGAGGACAGAGGAGCUGGAGGUGGAGAGAGAGAAAACAGACACACUCCUGGCUCAGAUGUUACCCAAAUCUGUAGCUCAGGCGCUGAAGACGGGGAAGCCUGUGAAACCGGAGCACUUUGCCGAAGUGACACUCUACUUCAGCGACAUUGUGGGCUUCACCACCAUCUCGGCCAUCAGUGAGCCCAUCGAAGUGGUCGACCUACUCAAUGACCUCUACACGUGCUUCGACGCCAUCAUUGGCCAGCACGACGUAUACAAGGUGGAAACCAUUGGAGAUGCCUAUAUGGUGGCGUCAGGUGUACCGAACCGCAAUGGGAGCCGGCACGCAGCUGAAGUGUCCAACAUGUCUCUAGAUAUCCUGCACGUUAUGGGGGCCUUCAGAAUGAGGCACAUGCCUGAAGUUAAGGUCAAGAUUCGCAUUGGCCUCCAUACAGGCCCUGUUGUGGCAGGGGUAGUGGGCCUUACAAUGCCUAGGUACUGUCUAUUCGGGGACACUGUCAACACAGCUUCUCGAAUGGAAUCCACGGGGUUGUCUUACAGAAUCCAUGUCAACAGGAGCACAGUUGACAUCCUCAGAAAAAUGGAUGUGGGCUAUAAAAUAGACAGCAGAGGCAGGACAGAACUGAAGGGGAAAGGUGCUGAAGAGACAUUCUGGCUGAUGGGUAGAGAAGAUUUCACCAAGCCCUUGCCCAGGCCUCCAGACCUUACUCCAGGGGCUAGUAACCACGGCAUCAGCCUCGAUGAAGUUCCGCCAGAUAGAAAACAGAGGCUCCUGGACCGACAGAAGAAUAUGGGCUAAACUCCAGCUGGGUGGUGGUGCCCUCCCUCCUUAAGUGACCGCUAGUGGGAAAGUAGGACAGAAGAGGCAGCUGGUGAAGGGGCUAAUGGGGCUUUGCUGACAUGGCCCUCUGCUGCCCUGGCCUGUGACUGAUCUUUUUUUCUCUCUUUCUUUCGAUGCACAAAAAAAAGAGUGAAAGUCACUCCGCAGACACCAACCCCCGAAUUUCACCUCUAGCAAUGGCUGAGAGAAAGGUUUUACACACUGCUCAGCCAGGUAACUUGCCAGGACUCUGAGGAGCAAGGACACAUGAGUUUCAUAGAGAUUACACAAAGACAUCUGAAAGACGAUCCACUGCAUUUUGCUAGACACGAGACAACCUCCUCCAGUGAGCACAGGACAGCAAAAUAAAUUGCAACUGGGUACAUACAUUUGCACGAUAAAUACAAGUUCUGCAUCAAGCAUAAUUCUAUAGUCCUGACAUAGAAAUAUCCUCCAUCAAAUAACCAAAAAGGUGCUUUCUAGAAAACAACAGGUUAUAAAGUUAACAAGUGUAGGCUAUAUUCCAUUCUAUGUGCAUUUAAGUAUAUACAGAAAUAUGUAUUGUUCUCUUAAAGGCUUACUAGUAUCUCCAAAUGAAAUUGUAGAAAUAGUUAGCCGUGGACCAGUAGUAUUAAUUUUCUGCUCCCUCAUAUUUAAGUUGCAGUUGUUUGAACAUCACCUUCCUUAAUGUAAUGUCCUCGGGAGUUUGACACUGGAUCUCAACAAUGAUUAUACAGGUUAACUUAUCUGUAUACCAUGGAAUCACAAUUCAUACCUGAUUACCAAAAAUGUGUAAAUACAAUCUGUGUUAAUUUUAAAAUCAUAACGAGACAGUUGCGAAACUUUAAAAACAAGUGUUUCUGCAGAGAAAGGUCAUUUAAUGCAGUUUACUCUAUCCUCUCUUGUGUUUAUUGUGUCUGUUGAGCAUGCUUCUUCAUCAAGUCUAUAGAUGGGUUUCUUUAUUGUAUUUAUAUAUGUGAACAUGGCUUUGUUUUUGUAAAAAAGCAAAAGGAUGGAAAACGCUGUUUUUUUGUUUUGUUAUAUUGGCAGAAUGAUGUGAUGCACAGUUGCCAGUAAACUGUGUCACAAUACGAUUCAACGCUGUGUUGAACUCUUUGAUAUCCUCCAGUGGAGAAACUGGAGAUCUGUCCUGUAGUGUAGAGCAACAUCAGCACAGCCUUUGCAUCACAGGAGACUGAGCAAGGGCCUCUGGAAUGACCUGCAUGUUACUGAUGCAGACUCUUCAUUGGUCCCAUAGUCUAGGGCAUUUUCUAUUUAACGGUAAAUAAAUAAA
Messenger RNA from Alosa sapidissima (American shad), 5267 nucleotides. RefSeq names its product guanylate cyclase 2D, retinal (gene gucy2d). Gene Ontology annotation, biological process: intracellular signal transduction; cGMP biosynthetic process; protein phosphorylation. The record is from RefSeq and is a predicted model, not a curated record. The transcript has 20 exons. Gene Ontology annotation, molecular function: peptide receptor activity; ATP binding; guanylate cyclase activity. The coding region runs from base 539 to 3952 and encodes 1137 amino acids. Lineage: Eukaryota; Metazoa; Chordata; Actinopteri; Clupeiformes; Clupeidae.